This is a messenger RNA of Cornus florida, 857 nucleotides long. RefSeq lists its product as uncharacterized. Lineage: Eukaryota; Viridiplantae; Streptophyta; Magnoliopsida; Cornales; Cornaceae. The record is from RefSeq and is a predicted model, not a curated record. The coding region runs from base 73 to 642 and encodes 189 amino acids. The transcript has 7 exons.
UUUCUCGCAUAACUAAUAAUAUUAGGUCAUGGCAGUAUUGUAUUUCGUUGGAAUCAGAAGCCAGGAGCAAAGAUGAGCAAGCAAGGUCCGCCGAAGCACCAAAACAAGUACGCAUGGAAGCCCCACGCCGGUAUCAAGAUCAACGAAACCGAAGUUGGAGGAAGGUUUAGGCCGCUGUCGGAGGUAACGGGGGUGUGCCCUCGUUGUAAAGAACAGAUCGAAUGGAAGCGCAAGUACGGAAAAUACAAACCCCUCGUUGAGCCUGCCAAAUGUCAACGAUGCUCCAAACGUAACGUUCGUCAAGCUUACCACAAUCUGUGCACGGCUUGUGCUAAGGAACAAAAUGUGUGCGCCAAGUGUUCUUGCCGUGUUGGUAGUAUAAUUGGAAGGGACUGUUCAGAAGUGGAGGCUGAGAAGAAGAUGCUUGAGGAGGCCAUUAAGAAUGCUCGGGAGAGGGAUAGGAGAUCUUUACUGCGUGCUAUGAAUAAAGGAAAAUCUCAGACUUCAGCAAAAACCCCAACAAAUAAUGAAAGUAAGGUUGGGGAAUUAUUCACAGCUGCAUCACUCGAGGAGUAUGCAGAGUUUAGUAGAGAUGACGAAGAUGACAAUAACAACGAAGACAAUGGCCAAGUUCUUAACUAAGUGGCAUGGCCAAGUUCUUAACUGAGUGGUUUAAUUGACACUUAAAGCCGGAUUUGGUAGUGAAUCUCCCUUCAAAACCCUUCAUACAUGCACUACAGAGACAUUAAUUUGUUGUUUUUUGUAUUAACAGUUUAGCUUGAAUAGCAUGCUUAGCGAAAAUGAGUCCUGGUUUUUUGUCUGGACAAUUUAAGUUAUCCAAUUUCUUCUGUUUUUCC